Daphnia pulex (common water flea) is the source of this 439-nucleotide messenger RNA. Its product is annotated as transmembrane protein 107-like. Gene Ontology annotation, biological process: protein localization to ciliary transition zone; non-motile cilium assembly. Gene Ontology annotation, cellular component: MKS complex. The coding region runs from base 8 to 439 and encodes 143 amino acids. The transcript has 4 exons. NCBI's taxonomy places the organism in Eukaryota, Metazoa, Arthropoda, Branchiopoda, Diplostraca, Daphniidae. The record is from RefSeq and is a predicted model, not a curated record.
UUAUAAAAUGGUUUUAAGAGGUGUGUAUUCAGUUGUUAUUCCGACGAGAUUUCUUACUUUAUUAGCUCACUUCUUUAUUCUUGUGUGUCUUCUUUGGGAUAAAGAAGAAAACUUACGCCUUUGUUUGCUCAAGUAUGACACGGAGUAUGCCGGCUACUUCCAUAAUGAGUAUGUAAUAAGCUUAGCGUUAAGCUUGACCUCAGUGGCAUUCGAAUUCUUUGGGUUUCUGUGUGGCAUUUCCAUGUUCUCCGAACUUCACAGCCUCCUAUCGAUUGUGUGCCACACAGUUGCUGCCUUCAUGUGGUCGAUUUCUUACAUUGAGCAAUGGGAUUGUUCUUCACCGUACAGCUGGUACCUUUUCAUUUUCUGUUCGGGCCUUCCGUUGACAUCAGAGUUGGCCGUUUUCAUCAGUUUCAUACGUCGUGUUAAUUUACGCUAA